Psammomys obesus (fat sand rat) is the source of this 1386-nucleotide messenger RNA. RefSeq names its product cytochrome P450 2C50-like. NCBI's taxonomy places the organism in Eukaryota, Metazoa, Chordata, Mammalia, Rodentia, Muridae. Bases 163 to 402 code for a protein of 79 amino acids. Gene Ontology annotation, cellular component: cytoplasm; intracellular membrane-bounded organelle. Gene Ontology annotation, biological process: xenobiotic metabolic process. The transcript has 3 exons. The record is from RefSeq and is a predicted model, not a curated record. Gene Ontology annotation, molecular function: heme binding; oxidoreductase activity, acting on paired donors, with incorporation or reduction of molecular oxygen, reduced flavin or flavoprotein as one donor, and incorporation of one atom of oxygen; iron ion binding.
AUAGAUACAUGGACAGAUAUAAAUUAUAUCAAACCUUCUUAGGAAAACCAUGAUCAACUGUUGAACUAUACAACUGAACACCUGUCAGCAACGGUGUUUGAUUUGUUUGCUGCUGGGACAGAGACAACAAGCACAACGCUGAGAUAUGCUCUCCUCCUGCUGAUGAAGCACCCACAUGUCACAGCUAAAGUCCAGGAAGAAAUUGAUCAUGUGGUCGGCAGAAACCGCAGCCCCUGCAUGCAGGACAGGGGCCACAUGCCCUACAUGGAUGCCAUGAUUCAUGAGGUCCAGAGAUUCAUUGAUCUCAUCCCCAACAGCUUGCCCCAUGAAGUGACCUGUGAUGUGAAGUUUAGGAACUACCUCAUCCCCAAGUGUCCCCAAAGAGUCUUCUGGAAUUUUUAGCAUUGUUGGAAAACUACCAGUUAAUUGGAAGGAGCUUAUAUCCUGAUUUCUUCAAGUCUUCCAUAAAUGUAUGUCAUUCACUUAUUUUUGCUGUUUAUUUUUCUGUGUAAUAUUUUCUUCUCAAUGAUGUAGCUUGAAAAUAUUUCCUUAGAUUUUAUGGAACAAUUAAUGCUCUGUUAUAAUUUUUCAAAUGACUCUGAAUUUCUUUUUAUAUGGUUUAUAGAAAAAUUGAUUUAUUCAUUUUGUUGUUCUUAUGUUAAAUACCCUUGCAAAUUUUACUAGUUGUUUCUAAUUAUUUGUUUGGAAAUGUAUGUGGAAUUUCAAGGUGUUUUCUGAGUUAAUAUUUCUGUGUAUGUUUUCAUAUUCUCAUCCUUAUUUCUGCUUAUGUUAUUAUUGUGCCAGUUUAUAAAUAACAGCUAGCCCUGAACAAAGCUGGUUUUUAAUGUCUUCACUCAAAAAAAUCCAAUUAUAAUAAAUGUAAACAGGCCUGGAAGAAUAUGGGUCCAAUCAGAGAAUAGAAAGCAGAGCAAAAACUCAAAUUAAUAACUUAAGAUAUUCAUUCAUGAAACCUUCCCAAGAAACAGCUGAUAUUCACCUAAAUACUAAUAGAUAAAAAUAAUUCAAUGAAAAGAUUCAACUAAUCUAAGGGACAAACUAAUUUCAUUUCUGUUCAACAAGGAGUAUACCUUGAAGGUUCAAGCUUGAAAUCAAGGUAAUAUUUUAAAUAAUAUUUUGUGCUCUCUGGGGUUUAGUGAAAUACUAAUCCAAUUUCCUUUAUUGAAUUUCUGUUAUAGAAAUAAGCAUCACUGUUCAACUGGUCUAUGAUAAUACAAAUAAGCAACUUGUUCUGCUGGAGCGAAGCCAAUGAUAUCGGCAGAGAUAGUAAGCUGUGAUGAGAAAAAUAAGUUUUUCCUGCAGUUUUCUUGAUGCACAAUAUAUCAGAUUUUUUUGGAUAUUAAAAUGUUUCUGCUCCUUUGAACUCUA